Messenger RNA from Rhipicephalus microplus (southern cattle tick), 1631 nucleotides. RefSeq lists its product as uncharacterized. Lineage: Eukaryota; Metazoa; Arthropoda; Arachnida; Ixodida; Ixodidae. Gene Ontology annotation, molecular function: zinc ion binding. The record is from RefSeq and is a predicted model, not a curated record.
AGCAGGCAGCGUGCGAGUUUCGAAGACAUGGACGAAGGCGCGAAGUUCGACAGCUUCGUCGAGUUUGACCGAGCAUUCUCGAUUUUUCAAGUGACUACGAACACUCUUUUUGUCACAAAAGCAAGCAAGACUGUGGACAUUGUGAACUCCCGGCUUUCUGCCGGUCUAACUAAGCUCGAUGCAAAGUUAAAAUUUGCGAACAUAACCUAUGCUUGCAAGCACGGUGGUGCCAUGAGAAAGACAGGGAGUGGAAUUCGUCCGCAACAAAGGACUAUGAAGAAGGACUGCCCAGCCAAAAUUAUCGUUGCGGCGCGCCGGGCCAGCCAACAGCUAGAAGUCACGGCUGUCAACCUCGAGCACAACCACGAGGUCAGCCCGGAAACAUAUAAGGCGUGCUCGGAGUGUCGCCAGCUGAACGAGGAGGGGGUGAACUUCGUUAGGCCCCUAAUAGAGCUGAAUGUCCGUCCUAACCUCAUCGUGGAGAAGCUGAGACAGGAAACUCGGAAAGCAGUAAUCGCCAAAGACAUACACAACCUGAAGUGUGCGCGGCGAGGCCAGGAUGAGGCGACCCAUCACCUGAUGAACGCAAGCGUUUGUUGGUCCACGACGGAGGGCUCUGCAGAAAUACAAGCUCUGUCAAUGCCAGGGCCUUCCUUUCAGAAAAUGAACAGAAAUCAGCGUUUCAAUUAUGCAAUGCGGACGCUUAAGGCUAUCGCAGACAAUUUGGCUGACUGCCAGCCAGACGUCUUUGCAGCAAGACUCGGUUUCUUAGAGUCUGUGAACGCAGCCUGGCUAAGGCAAGAAGAUGUGGCACUGAGCCAUCAUGAAAAGGACAAGGUGCAAGCACCAGAAAAUUCUACUGCACAAGAUGUUUGCUCGGCAGAUAUGUUGCAUGCUGAUAAAGAGCAGCAGCUGCUCGACAACAAUCAGCCCAGUGGAUCUAUCGAGCCCUUGAUCAGCAGCAGUGAGACUGGAAGCUCUACAAACCAAGAGAGCACCACAUCCACCUUUGUAAUCGAAAUAAGACUUCCCCAUGUCAAGAGCCGAGGCCGUCCAAAUAAGCGGGUGCUGCAGAACAGGUUCAAGCGACCAAGAGAACAAGAUGAUGGCAGACCUGUGCCAUUUAGGCAGCUAACUGAGAAGUCCCAAACAAAAUUGAUAUUGUCAGGCCUCAUUGAUGACAGCCUGUGCCAAAGGGUGGUGGAUGGUACGUACAUCCUACUGGAGAAUGACCUGGAAGUUCGUCCCGAAGCCCUCCCCAGUGCUCUGCUGGACUGCAGAGUAUCCCUGCCAAAACUUAAAAAAUACUUCAGUCCUGACGCAUGGGCUCUUUUAAGUUCCUCGGUUGCUAUAAAGAAGGAGAAAGAACUGUGGAGUUGUGGCCUGUGCAAGCAGAUCGACGAUGGGCAAACUAGCAUGGUUUGCUGUGACCAAUGCCUAGAGUGGUUUCACUGGCCAUGUGCUGGGAUCACCAAAGAAGCUGCGAGGAAGUUGUGGUACUGCACUCAGUGCACUUCAAAGAGUUUCACAGCUGCCUCUGAUUGAGUUAAUAUCGCCUGACAAAUACCAUGUCCCUGGGGCACUUCUGUUAACUCCAAAGCAAUCAAAACCAAUAAAAUUAUUUGCCCCUC